Molecule: messenger RNA, 2363 nt
Organism: Lagenorhynchus albirostris (white-beaked dolphin)
Lineage: Eukaryota; Metazoa; Chordata; Mammalia; Artiodactyla; Delphinidae
Product: elongator complex protein 1-like
Biological process (GO): tRNA wobble base 5-methoxycarbonylmethyl-2-thiouridinylation
Cellular component (GO): cytosol; elongator holoenzyme complex
Molecular function (GO): tRNA binding
Source: RefSeq, a predicted model, not a curated record
GGCAGGCUACAGCCCCCCUGCCUCGCGGCGUCACUCCCGCGCCGCUCGGCGCGUGUCGGGGUAUCUUCGCUUGCGAGAGUCGCUUCAUCAUGAGAAAUCUAAAGUUAUUUCGGAGUUUGGAGUUCAGGGAUAUUCAGGCUCCAAGGAAACCUCAGUGCUUCUCUCUCCGAACUGAACAAGACACAGUGCUCCUUGGCUCAGAACAUGGACUGAUAGAAGUAGACACUGUCACAAGAGAGGUGAAAAAUGACACUCCUUUGGUGGCAGAAGUCUUUCUCCCAGAGGAUGGAAGUGGCUGCACUGUUGGUAUUCAGGAGUUGCUGGAUCAUGAGUCUGUGUGUGUGGCCACAGCCUCUGGAGAUGUCCUACUUUGCAAUCUCAACACACACCAGCUGGAAUGUGUCGGGAGUGUAGCCAGUGGUAUCUCUGUCAUGAGUUGGAGUCCUGACCAAGAACUGGUGCUUCUUGCCACAGGUCAACAGACCCUAAUUAUGGUGACAAAAGAGUUUGAACCAAUCAUGGAACAGCAAAUCCACCAGGAUGAUUUUGGUGAAAACAAGUUCAUCACUGUUGGCUGGGGCAGGAAGGAGACGCAGUUCCAUGGAUCAGAAGGCAGGCAAGCCGCCUUUCAGCUGCAAAUGCACGAGUCUGCUUUGCCCUGGGAUGACCAUAGACCACAAGUUACCUGGCGUGGUGAUGGAGAGUUUUUUGCUAUAGUCGUUUGCCCAGAGACAGGGGCUCGAAAGUUCAGAGUGUGAGGCCGGGAGUUUGCUUUACAGUCAGCCAGUGAGCCUGUGGCAGGAGUGGGACCUGCUCUGGCUCGGAAGCCCUCAGGCAGUUUGAUUGCAUCUAUGCAAGAUAAACCCAAUCAGCAGGAUGUUGUGUUUUUUGAGAAAAAUGGACUUCUCCAUGGACAUUUUACACUUCCUUUCCUCAAAGAUGAGGUUAAGGUUAAUGACCUUCUCUGGAAUGCAGAUUCCACCGUGCUUGCAGUAUGGCUGGAAGACCUUCAGAGGGAAGAAAAUUCCACUCUAAAAACCUAUGUUCAGCUCUGGACUGUUGGAAACUAUCACUGGUAUCUCAAGCAAAGCCUGCCCUUUGGCACCUGUGGGAAGAGCGAGAUUGUGUCCCUGAUGUGGGGCCCAGUGACCCCAUACCGGCUGUAUGUUCUCUGUCAAGGCUGGCAUUACCUCUGCUAUGACUGGCACUGGACGACUGACCGGAGCUCAGGAGAUAAUUUAAGUGACAUGGCAAAUGUGGCUGUUGUUGAUGGAAACAGGAUAUUGGUGACAGUCUUCUGGCAGAGUGUGGUUCCACCUCCCAUGUGCACCUACCGACUGCUGCUCCCACACCCUGUAGCUCAAAUCAUGUUCUCCACACACCCUAAAAAGAGUAACGACCUCACUGUCCUAAAUGCCAGUAACCAGAUUUUUGUUUAUAAAUGUGGUGAUAGUCCAAGUGUAGACUCUACGGUGAAACUGGGAGCUGUGGGUGGAAAUGGAUUUAACAUUUCUCUUAGAACACUUCAUCAGGACAAGAGAUACACAAUUCAGUUUGAGAAGAGUGAAGAUGAAGAAGUAAACCAACUGAAGCUCAGCCUUCUCACCUGGGUUCAGGAAGACGUUUUCCUGGCUGUGAGCCACAGUCAGUCCACCCCAAGCUCUGUCAUUCACCAUCCGACUGUGGCCCCUUCUGAGAUGGAUAACAAGCAGGGACAGCUCAAUAUUAGUUCAUCUGUGACAGUGGAUGGGGUCAUAAUCCGUCUGUGCUGCAACUCCAAGACCAAGUCAGUAGCACUGCAGGUGGCUGGUGGUCAGAUAAUUAAGUACCUUUGGGAAUCACCCUCUCUGGCUGUUGAACCAUGGAAGAACCCUGGUGAAUUUCUUGUUCGAUUUCCUUAUCUGUGCGCACAGACCGAAUUGGCCAUGAUUGGAGGAGAGGAAUGUGUCCUUGGCCUGACUGACAGAUGUCGCUUUUUCAUCAGUGACACUGAGGUUGCUUCAAAUAUCACAUCAUUUGCAGUAUAUGGUGAGUUUUUAUUGUUAACGACUCAUUCCCAUACUUAACACUGUUUUUGCCUGAGAGAUGCUUCAUUGAAAACUACCCAAUCCUCCCUAGUGGCUUGUCCUGUGUCUAAUGGGGAAUCUCUGCGGAAGGUGGAGAGGGGUUCAUGCAUUGUCACUGUUGUGCCCCAGGACACAAAGCUUAUAUUACAGAUGCCAAGGGGAAACUUAGAAGUUAUUCAUCAUCGAGCCCUGAUUUUAGCUCAAAUUCAGAAGUGGUUGGGCAAGCAGAAGACACAAGGCUUUCAGCAGACUUAUAAAAAGGCCUGUGACUCAAAAAUGCCUGAGCCACUGUUGUGA